UCAAAAUGAAUGGGGCAUUCCAUGAACCUGUGUUUAUGGAAAACACUUCAAUCCGAUGUAAAUAUUCCACAGCACUGUAGUCUUUUACUGUAGUGGUUCUGGUAACUAAACUAUAAAAAGAGUUGCYCYCWCCAUAUCUCKCAGUAAUUUAUUGCGUAAAAUAACYUUUUGGCCUCACUGUGCCUUCAGGGUGUUCUGGUAACUKACAGAGCUUUGAAGGUUAAUCUGUUCUCAUGCUCAUACAGGUUGGAACCACCCGGUGAGUCCUGGAACAGAACCAUGGCUUUAAAGGUGAUCCAGAGGCUUCAGCUACUCUGGCAGACAAGGGCACACCUCAGUCCUCCAGGUGGGCUGGGUAGCKUCUCCAGACUUCUGUGUGCUCCGGAAGGGGAGCCCCUGUGUGUGGCGUACCUAUGGAKCUCAGCGGACCGCUGUAUCCAGAGACUGCUGUCAGAGACUGUCAGCCAGCUUGUAUGAGUUUGUCCACCAUUGCCAGGGACUCUUUCUACGCCACUGGGUCAGUCGGCCAGCUGCACUGACCCACUGUUGCAGAAGAGAAAGCCUUCCUGGACCGCCUCGGCAGUUGCUCUUCCUCCAGACAGGUCCUGCACUCCUCCGCACUGUGGAGAUCACGUCUGACACUAUGGCAGCGGCAGUCUUGCACUGCGUGGCUGACCCUGAAGGACCCCUCAGUGUGCUGUGCUGCCAGCUAGAGCAGGACUCUCGACGUCUGACGGAGACCGAGCUGAUUUCUGCCCUGCUGGCCUGCACGCACCUCUACGUGGACCCCUYGAGCACGCUGGUGGUGCGGCUGGUGUCGGAGUGCCAGGAGCGGCUGGACGGGAGCCAGAUGAGCGUGGGACAGCCGUGCACCUUCGGCCAGACCCUGGAGGGCCCGGGUUGUGGGAUGCUGGAGCAGGUACAGAGGCAUGAGCCAGGCCAGUAGAGCCUAGCAGAGCUCACUGCUGUAUACAGACUGCUGCAGGCAGAAGUAGGGGAGGAGGGCAGCUACCAGGACCUCCUAAACGCUAUGCACACUCCUUCUUGGUGGAGGUCAUGGAGAGACACAUGCUUAAGAUGGCUUUCAGUUACCAAGGUGAUGCAGUACUUUGGGUGCCUGAACAUCCUGUCGCUACCGGUGUUUGACGCUGUGGCGGAGAGCUUUGUGUACCGGGCGGAKAACUACAGCACCAGCCAAGUGGCCAGGCAGAUCAUCCCGUUUGGGAAGCUGGGCUACCUGCCGCCCAACGCUGGGGCGGUGUUCCGGAAUGUGGCGGCCAUCCUGUACGCACGCUUCUCUCAUUUCCAGCCCAGAACACUCCUCAACCUGCUGCACUCCUACGUCRUGGUAGAGAGGUUCCCUGUCAACUUUGUGUCCAAGGUCUUCAACCUCUACUUCCUCCAGAAAUUACAAGAGCAAGGCAUGGGGGUUGACCAGAUUGUACUSGCCCAACUGACCCAYCUCUACAUGACUGUGAAGCUUGAAUGCCCUUUCUAUGAGGGUCCAAGGCUCCUUCCUAUGUACCGUGUCAAGUUUUUCCUCACUCCUGGUCGGUCUCUGGAGACGCCGGUUGACGGACACCUCUACAACUAUGUGAAAACUGGACUGGUGGAUCUACUAGGGGCCCGUGCUUACUUCACUUCCAGAGUCCUCACUCCAUACUGCUACACACUAAGUAAUGCAGACAGAUGGUUUACUGUGAACACAAGACAGCUGCUGGGAAAAGAGGCCAUGAGGCUUCUGGGAUAUGAAGUUGUUCAGGUCGGAAAUGCAUGCCGCAACACCCUGUUUCACUGAUGAUUUGACCUUUUUGAGUGUUCUGUCUGCUGUAAAUUCUGAUUUCAGCCCCUUUGCUAGUGUUCUGCCUGUCUCUAGGCAUCUACUCUGUCAAAAAAGAGCAUGUCUGUAUUCAUUUAGAURUACUCUUUGCUCUCAGUGCUCCAUCUGUAACUAAUAGAAGUCUGUUUUUGUAGAUUUAUUACUAUGAAUUUGAGAAGCUUCGGAACAAGACCGAGGAUGAGUAUCUUCACAAGAAUAUCUUCCCCCUCAGCUACAGGCUCAGUUGGUGAUGACUGGCUCAAAUAAGGCCUUUGUUGCUGUCAUACAUCUAUAACACUGUGCACUAUACAGUUUGGGCACUGUUUUUGUCAUCUCAAAGUGCACAUUGUCUAACAUUUCUACCUGAAAAAGUAUKAAGUCAAGAAAUCAUAGCUUUUGAGUAAUUGUAAUUCUACACACUA
Messenger RNA from Salvelinus sp. IW2-2015, 2241 nucleotides. NCBI's taxonomy places the organism in Eukaryota, Metazoa, Chordata, Actinopteri, Salmoniformes, Salmonidae. The record is from RefSeq and is a predicted model, not a curated record.